AUAUAGAUUUUUUGUGGAGGGCACCUUUCGGCACGCAUACACACCCACACAUACACACGGCGUACGCGCAUACACACCCACACAUACAUACACACUCCGAUCCCCGAGCCCUCCUGUUUCCCGGCUGUCAGCCAUCCUCUCCCUUCCUUUUCCACCGACACCAUGCUCCGCGCCCCGAUUGGCCUGGCACCGCGUACGCUGGGCCUUGCUCUGUCCUCGGCCACCCGUCGAUCCGUCUCUUCGAGCGUGGCCGUGAGUGCCCACAAUCGGGAGGCCUUGGCCCCGGUGGAGGUCGACGGCCUGGCCAUGUUCGAUGUUGGAGCCGCCCUGCUUGCUGAGGGAUGCCACCCGGGGGCCUUCCUGCGCGGGGGCGCUCUGGUGCGGGCCACCUUGCCUGCCAUCCGGGACCUCUUCCUGUCAAACACGCCGGAUGCCACCGGCAGGCGGUCCCCCAGUCCGCCACUGGUGGCCGAUGGCCGGUGGCUGGAGGAUCACUUCGGCCCGACGCGCGCCCUCGGGGCUCUUCCGGCCGGUUCCACGGCCGGGGGCGGGAUCAGCGGCCUCGUCGGCUGGGAUGUCGCCCUGGAUGGCCUUCUGGCAGCCGGGGAGCUGCUCCGCCUGCAGCAGGCCUCCUACUCUCGGUCGCACUUUGACUCGGUGAUCCAUCACUAUCGCGAAACGAUUGUCCGGGCACUCGGUCGGCGCUUGGACCGGGGUGACGCCGAUGUGGCCCCCGGGCCGGAUGUAUCGCAGCGCGAUCGUCAGCUUGAGGCACUGGCGCGCAUCGAACGGAUCAUGCACCAGACCAUUGUCCGGUCUUUCGCUCCCGGGGACAGCCUGGCCCACAUGGCGGAAGGCAACUUCCUGCCGCUUCACACCUUGGACCUCCGGGCCGAUGGGCACAUCCAGCCCCAUGUGGACAAUCUCUCGGCCUCCGGGCGCCUGGUGGCCGGGGUGUCGCUGUUGUCCGGGCGCGUGGUGCGCUUCGAGCAGAUGUACACCGAUGCCCGGCCGCGCGAGAGCGUGAAGCCCUCCGAGCGUCGGGUGCUGGAUGUCCUCCUCCCGCCGGGGUCCUUCUACAUGCAGCGCGACAAACUUCGUUACGACUAUACCCACGCCAUCUUGCCUGUCACCCCGGGCCAGGAGACGGUCUGGCCCGAGGGCGCCGGCCAGCGGGUAGUUCCCCUGGAGCCGGCUCGGCGGAUUGUCUUCCUCGUGCGCGAUCGGCUGAACGCCACCGGGCCCGGACCCGGUGUCGGGGCCGGGGGGAAGGUCUUGGAAGGGACGUACUAGUGUGCACUUGGCCGCUUUUUUUUUGCCCGCAUCUCUUCUGCUUCUUCACAGAAAGUGUGCAUAUGUAAGCAGCCACACCCACCCACAGGCACACAUAAAAGCACGCCCACCCACACGCACACACGCAUGUCCACGCGGGGCCUUGUCAAAUGGACACACGCCGGGCCUUGAAUGACAAUCAUAUUCCUGGCCUCAAGGCGUAUUUCCGUGGAGGGGGAGGGGGAGGGGGGCGG
Messenger RNA from Fonticula alba, 1526 nucleotides. RefSeq lists its product as hypothetical. The record is from RefSeq and is a predicted model, not a curated record. Gene Ontology annotation, cellular component: mitochondrial matrix. NCBI's taxonomy places the organism in Eukaryota, Rotosphaerida, Fonticulaceae. The coding region runs from base 163 to 1293 and encodes 376 amino acids. Gene Ontology annotation, biological process: fatty acid metabolic process; DNA damage response. The transcript is spliced from 2 exons.